This is a messenger RNA of Talaromyces rugulosus, 1578 nucleotides long. RefSeq lists its product as uncharacterized. Gene Ontology annotation, molecular function: transmembrane transporter activity. The transcript is spliced from 2 exons. Lineage: Eukaryota; Fungi; Ascomycota; Eurotiomycetes; Eurotiales; Trichocomaceae. The coding region runs from base 1 to 1578 and encodes 525 amino acids. The record is from RefSeq and is a predicted model, not a curated record. Gene Ontology annotation, biological process: transmembrane transport.
AUGGAAGAUUCCGUGACUCUUACCAGCAGAGAGACGAUAUCUCUGGAUUCUUUGUCUGAAUAUGACGGACCAUCUAGUGAUCUGACGACCUGGGAUGGCGUGAAUGACCCUGAAAAUCCUCAAAACUGGUUCGCGAGACGGAAGCUGUGGGUGUCUCUGGUAUUUUCCACAAUGACGUUUUGCUAUGUCAUGUCCAGUAGUGGUUUCAGUGGCAUGGCACCAGCUCUAGUAGAAGAAUUUCGGGUUUCUUCCACUGUAGGUAAUUUGAGUGGGGCAACCAUCGGAUCCACGAUAUGGGGACCGUUAUCCGAAUGCUACGGGAGACGAAUUCCAAUUCUUCUAGGAUUCUGCGGGUUUACUGCCUGCCAAGUCCACGUAGCGGCUGCUUCCAAUAUUACGAUCCUGCUUAUCUACCGUACCUUCUGUGGCUUUUUCGGCACAGCAUCUACGAUCAUUGCAGGGGGGGCGCUGGCAGAUAUUUGGCGCCUGUCAAGCCGUGGGACCGCCGUCAUCAUUUUUACUAUCUGUCAAUUCAUUGCACUAAUCCUUGGUCCGAUAUUCGGAGCUUAUAUAUCGUAUUCCCACCUACACUGGCGCUGGGCCGUAUGGAUUCCUACGAUCAUCUCCGCCGUCCUUCUUUUAGCAGCGUUCUGUUCUUUGCCAGAGACGUAUGGCCCCCGAAUUUUACAACAACGAGCUCGACGCUUUCGGAUGCGGACCAAAAAAUGGGCCAUUCAUUCCCAGCUGGACGAACAGGAGGCCGAUCAUAGCUGGAAACGCUACUUGCUACAGCCAGUCAGUAUGCUGGUUCACGAAAUCAUCCUCUUUCUGAUCGCCAUUUACUUGUCAUUCAUCUAUGGGCUUGUUUUCUUACUAUGCGAAGCGUUCCCAUUCGUCUUCGCCCACGUGCGACAGUGGAGUUCAGAGAAUGCCACACUUUCUCUCAUCUCGAUCGGCAUGGGCGUUGCUCUAGGCAGCUUCUUGAUGCUAUGGGCAAAUCAUAUAUUUAACCAAAAAGCGCAGCAGCAUGCCUCUGACCUCGGUCAUUUGGCAGUUUCUAUCCAUCAGAUUGCAGAAGACCGUCUUUUGCCGAUGGCGUCAGGAGGCAUCGUUUUAUCUCUAGGGUUCUUUUGGUUUGCCGCCACUUCAAACCUCCACGUGACAUGGGUUGCACAGGAUGUAGCAGGAAUCUUCAUUGGGUGUGGAAUUUUCAUCAUAUUCCUUCAAGGACUCAACUAUCUCGUGGACGUUUAUAUGCACAAGGUCAAUAGUGCUUUUGCAGCCACUAACAUUCUCCGCAGUAUUGUUGCCACCGUCACACCACUAAUAGCACUGCCGAUGUUUCGCACUUUGGGCGCUCCCUGGGCUAGUGCCAUGCUCGGGUUUCUAAGUUUGAUAUUGGUGCCGGUACCGGUAUUUCUUCACAGAUAUGGGAAAAAAAUUCGGACCAAAAAUUCCGUACUUCUCAAAAUGCCAGAAGUCACGCAUCCGGCAACCAGAUACACCAAAACCACAAUAAUCUCACCACCCUUGCAAUCAGUGCACCCAUCAUCGGCACACCACACUACGAUGAUAUGA